Messenger RNA from Biomphalaria glabrata, 896 nucleotides. Its product is annotated as 60S ribosomal protein L8. Gene Ontology annotation, biological process: cytoplasmic translation. Gene Ontology annotation, molecular function: structural constituent of ribosome; RNA binding. The record is from RefSeq and is a predicted model, not a curated record. The transcript has 7 exons. NCBI's taxonomy places the organism in Eukaryota, Metazoa, Mollusca, Gastropoda, Planorbidae. Bases 81 to 854 code for a protein of 257 amino acids. Gene Ontology annotation, cellular component: ribosome; cytosolic large ribosomal subunit.
UUCUUCGUUAAUUUUAAAAUAAAAAUUCUGGCUAACACGUAAAAUCACUUCCUUUUUUCAUAAACUUCCGGCCGUAGAGAAUGGGCCGCGUUAUUCGAUCCCAGAGAAAAGGUCCUGGGUCUGUUUUCAAAGCCCAUACCAAGAACAGAAAAGGAAAGGCAGCUCUUAGAGCUGUAGAUUUUGCUGAGAGACAUGGGUACAUUAAAGGAGUAGUCAGGGAUAUUGUCCAUGACCCUGGUCGUGGUGCACCCUUAGCCAAAGUCCAGUUCCGUGAUCCAUACAAAUAUCGAAUCAUCACUGAGACAUUCAUUGCAGCAGAAGGCAUGCACACAGGUCAAUUUGUUUACUGUGGGAAGAAAGCAUCCCUGCAAAUCGGAAAUAUUCUCCCAGUUGGUGUUAUGCCUGAAGGUACAAUUGUAUGUUGUCUUGAGGAGAAAUCAGGAGAUCGUGGAAAGUUAGCUCGUACAUCUGGCAACUAUGCCACAGUCAUCUCUCAUAAUCCAGAGACAAAGAAGACCAGAGUUAAAUUGCCUUCUGGAUCAAAAAAAGUUGUUUUCUCAGCAAACAGAGCCAUGAUUGGUAUUGUUGCAGGUGGUGGUAGAAUUGAUAAACCUAUAUUGAAAGCAGGUAGAGCUUAUCACAAGUACAAGGCCAAGAGGAAUUGCUGGCCUAAAGUCAGAGGUGUUGCCAUGAACCCUGUUGAGCAUCCUCACGGUGGUGGUAACCAUCAACACAUUGGUAAAGCAUCUACUGUCAGACGUGAUGCCUCUGCUGGUAAAAAGGUUGGUCUUAUUGCUGCUCGUCGUACUGGCAAGUUGAGAGGUACCAAGCAAAUUGCAAAAGAAAAAGAAUAAAGUUAUUUGUGAUUAUGAUAAUAAAUUUGAUGGGAUUUCCAA